This is a messenger RNA of Ochotona curzoniae (black-lipped pika), 2905 nucleotides long. RefSeq names its product transcriptional adaptor 2B (gene TADA2B). Gene Ontology annotation, biological process: regulation of transcription by RNA polymerase II; chromatin remodeling. The record is from RefSeq and is a predicted model, not a curated record. Gene Ontology annotation, molecular function: transcription coactivator activity; chromatin binding; zinc ion binding. The transcript has 2 exons. Gene Ontology annotation, cellular component: nucleus; SAGA-type complex. The coding region runs from base 106 to 1368 and encodes 420 amino acids. NCBI's taxonomy places the organism in Eukaryota, Metazoa, Chordata, Mammalia, Lagomorpha, Ochotonidae.
GCCUGGGCAGGGGCGGCCGCGGUGGCGGCGGGGGGCGGCGGCGGCUCGGGGGCGGCGGGCCCGGCGCUGACGGCUGGGGGCGCGGCGGGCGGCGAGCGGGCGAAGAUGGCGGAGCUUGGUAAGAAGUACUGCGUGUACUGCCUGGCCGAGGUGAGCCCGCUGCGCUUCCGCUGCACCGAGUGCCAGGACAUCGAGCUGUGCCCCGAGUGCUUCUCGGCCGGCGCCGAAAUCGGCCACCACCGCCGCUACCACGGCUACCAGCUGGUGGACGGCGGGCGCUUCACGCUCUGGGGACCCGAGGCCGAGGGCGGCUGGACCAGCCGGGAGGAGCAGCUGCUGCUGGACGCCAUCGAGCAGUUCGGCUUCGGAAACUGGGAGGACAUGGCUGCGCACGUGGGCGCGUCCCGGACCCCGCAGGAGGUGAUGGAGCACUACGUGAGCAUGUACAUCCACGGCAACCUGGGCAAGGCCUGCAUCCCCGACACCAUCCCCAACCGCGUGACGGACCACACGUGCCCGAGCGGAGGCCCGCUCUCGCCCAGCCUCACCACGCCGCUGCCCCCGCUGGACAUCUCCGUGGCCGAGCAGCAGCAGCUGGGCUACAUGCCGCUGCGCGACGACUACGAGAUCGAGUACGACCAGGACGCCGAGACGCUCAUCAGCGGGCUGUCGGUCAACUACGACGACGACGACGUGGAGAUCGAGCUGAAGCGCGCGCACGUGGACAUGUACGUGCGCAAGCUCAGGGAGCGGCAGCGGCGCAAGAACAUCGCCCGCGACUACAACCUGGUGCCCGCCUUCCUGGGCAGGGAGAGGAAGGAGAAGGAGAAGGCGCUGAGGCGCAAGGUCAGCAAGGAGGAGAAGGAGCUGCGGCUCAAGCUGCGGCCGCUCUACCAGUUCAUGUCCUGCAAGGAGUUCGACGACCUGUUCGAGAACAUGCACAAGGAGAAGGUGCUGCGGGCCAAGAUCCGCGAGCUGCAGCGCUACCGGCGCAACGGCAUCACCAAGAUGGAGGAGUCGGCCGAGUACGAGGCGGCGCGGCACAAGCGGGAGAAGCGGAAGGAGAACAAGAGCCUGGCGGGCUCCAAGCGGGGCAAGGAGGACGGCAAGGACGGCGAGUUCGCGGCCAUUGAGAACCUGCCGGGCUUCGAGCUGCUGUCAGACCGCGAGAAGCUGCUGUGCAGCUCGCUCAACCUCAGCCCCGCACGCUACGUGACCGUCAAGACCAUCAUCAUCAGGGACCACCUGCAGAAGCGCCAGGGCAUCCCCUCCAAGAGCCGCCUGCCCAGCUACCUGGACAAGGUCCUCAAGAAAAGGAUUUUGAACUUCCUCACAGAGAGCGGUUGGAUAUCCAGGGACACCGCCUGAAGCUGCCCUCCUGACGCAGGCCCUGGGUCCCAGGGAAUAGUGUAAGACUGGCACAUUGCCUUUUACUUGGUGAGUUUUCUUCCCUUUGGGUACAAAGACUGCUGCACUAUGGGUAACAGGAGCCCAGCGUUCCUGCUGGACAGCGAGCCACUAGCUCUGUUGGUGCCACAAGCUUUCCUUGGGUGUGGUGCCCGCAGGGUCCCUCUGCCCGAGUGCGGUGCUGGGCACAAGCACUUUACAGGGAGGCGGCCGCAGCUGAGGAGAGCACAGGAGCACAUUUCCGCGGGAGCCUGCUGGACACAGCAGCCGCCAGCUUCCAUCUGACUGUUGGCCACACUCGUGUGUGGCCCUGCUCCUGUACACACAAGGCAUGGCAGUAGGGGGCGCAGGGGGCGCCAGCACCGCCCACCCGCUCUGUCUCCGGCUGUUGAAUGCAAGGCUGGGAGCUCCAGGUCCGGGCACCAGCUGCCUCGGGUCCCGCAGCUCGCAGCACUGCAAGCGGGGCACUGCCUGGCCAGCUCAGCUUCCAGCUCAUACCGGCUUUAUGCUUACAGGCCAGCACCCCACUCCCCUCCUCCGUCCCGAGUACGCCCGCUGGGCCCCUGCCCUGCCUGCCCACGCCUGCCCUGGUUCCUGUCAGAGGAUGUGCACGGUACCUCCCGUCUGCAACUCGAGGCAGUCAUUUGUCUUCCGGCCCCUCUGGGCCCCUGCCCCACAGCCUGUGGCGAGCCCUGCUGGCCCUCCCGCACCGGGGCACCCCAGGCCUCCUGCUCCCGAGCUUCUCCCUUGGGUUCAGCAGCCUGGGGGCAAACAUACACCUCAACUCCAAGGACAACUUGGGUACGGUGCCUUUCCCUUCCUUACACCCUGUCCCCCAGGGGCAACUCUCAGCAUUAAAUAAAAACAUUAAAGAGGUCUUGGACACGGGUGUAGCUGUCAGUGACGCUGCAUGCUGGCAUCACAUGGUUCAGAACCGUGAUACCAGGAACAUGCCAGGCAGGGAUGGAGGUGGCACCUAGCUCGUAGUUCUCAGUGUGGGGUUCCUGGACAGUUUGGUGUGACUGGGGACCCCCCAGCACUGCCGGCCCCUUGGUUCUUGGGUGGAAGUUUUGGGGUGGGGCCCACAGACCUGAGCACCAGGGGUCCCCUUCACUGGCUGCUGCAGCAUAGGCUGGGUGGUGGGGCCCUGGCACAGGUGGGCCUGGCUGUGUGUGUUGGUGUGACAUGAAAAACUGAUUUGGCUUGACUGUUUGCACACCACAAUGAAUGUAUCAUUAAUUUAUGUUCUGUACUGACAAGUUCAAGGGUAAGCGUGAAAGAAUGGGUAGUCCUAGGCUAUCCGCUGGCUGCCAGCUCGGGACUCCUGGUCUUCCACUUCAUGGUCCUGGCAAACACACAGCACUGGGUAGACCACAUGGUUCCUUCUGCUUUCCCAACUCGCGCCCUGUGGUGGCUGACAUCCCAAGAAUAUGUGGACACUGAGGUGCUGGCAAGCGUUUUUAUUCCCCUUUUACACAUUAAAGGAGUUGAGAAUAAA